UGCUCUGUUAUGACAUGAAAUGUUAAUAGAAUUAUGUGAAAUAGAAAACCCUUAGAAAACCCUUUACCAACUUCCUCUAGAUUUUAGCAGAAAGCAGCGAGAUUAGAUAAUGUCGAUAGGUUAUGAUGGGGUGAGUUUCUGUACUAUGGAAUGUAGUAAGCUUCAUCGUGCAUGCUUCUGUCAGUAUGAGCAACAGCAUUGUUGAGUUUCUUUUGGUCUUGUUUUUCUUGACACUAUAAAUGGUUUUUCUUUCUUCUCUCUUGAAUGCUUUAAAUGGUUUAACUUAUUCUUUUGGUUGGUUGGAGUUGAGAGAAUAUACUACGUAUAUUAAGAAUCUUUUCUUCUCUUUUUCUGCUUUGGCCUCUUAAGUGCAUUCUUUACAAGCUGGUGUCGUGAGACGUGGACCAUAUCCUAUAAAGGUUUUUGUUUCCUAAGAGCUGCAGUUGAGUUUGUUAAGAUUAUAUUUGGAAAGGAAGGAUUAAGUGUACUUUAACUGUUGGAAGGAUGAGGAAGAUCUAGAUCACAUCUUUUGGUUUUGUGAAUUUGUUAGUUCUUUUUGGGAGGUAAACUUUUCUUGGGAGAACGGUUGCUUUCUAUGGCUUGCUUCCUUGCUGGGGUGUUUGUGAUCUUAUAGACUUUAUAUUGUGUGUGCUUGGGUUUUUGUACACCCAUGCAUUCUUUUAUUUAUUUUUUGUUGUCUUUAUUUAAAGAAAGCUAUUUUGCUGGCGUAGAAGAGUCCCAGAAAGAGGCUUGGAGUUUGAGUAUUACAAUUCCUCCUGGUAGGCUUUUGUUGGUUAAGUCUUUUUGUGAUGUCUCUGUUUUCUAUUAUUGACCAAUGGAGCUCCCUCCUGUAAGUUCUUGGAUCUAUAGUAUACCACCUGCUUUUGUGAAGUAUUUUAAUGGAAGAAUACCAAGUGAAGCUAUUAUCAGAGAUCAAAGCGGAAAAUCUUGGCAUGUUACUUUGGAAGAACUGAAGAAUAUUGUGUUUUUCAAGGAUGGCUGGCAAGAAUUUGUCGACAGCCACCACUUGAAACGUGGAUACUUUUUAGUUUUCCAAUAUGAUGGGAGUCAUGUGUUUGAUGUUAAGAUAUUUGGUAAAAAUGGAUGCAAGAAAGAACUAGUAGCAAGAAUCGGUAAUCCUGUCCCGACCGUGAAGGUCAAAGAUGAGCCUCUAUCAGAGCAAGAUUAUAGUACUUCCUUAACUCGUAGCAAAAGGAGUGAUUCAGAAGUUAGAUCCACUGAUAGUUCAGCCACGGCCCCCAAAUCAAGGAGAAGAUCACCAUCAAAUCUUGAAGAACAUAGUCCCUCUAAGACUGCAGAACAUAUUUCGAAGAAAUCGCCAACCUUCAAGCACAUAGUUAAGCAUUGGUCACAUAAAGCCAUUCAUAUUCCCCAAUCGGUCAUAGUUUCCAAUGACUUCUUGUUGAAGCCGAAUUUGAUUAUCAUAGAUGACAUGGGCAGGUCGUGGGUGGUGAAAGCGACACCAAUUAGCCGUGGUCGAUUUUCCCUGACCACUGGUUGGGGUGCUUUCUUCAUAGCAAAUAGUUUGACAAUAGAUGAUGAAUGUACAUUUGAGUUUGUUCUUGAUUCGAACAACCUAUGUGGAGAACUAAAGGUGAAAAUAACCCGAAGCCUGGAAAUAACCCAACAAGAAAAACAGACAACAAUAGUGCAAGAGGGAUGAUACCUUUGCCUAUGAAUCUCCCUGUAAAAUAAUAUGUUUUCACCUUUGCAUUUUGCAUCUUUGUUUGUAUAAUUUUGCCUGUAAAAUAAUAUGUUGAUGUACUGUACACGCAUCGAAGUUUUAGUUAGAAUUUUUGGUGUAGGUGGUUGGUAUCUAUUUUUACGAAGUGCAAUGCCAAGGGAAGUAAUAACA
Cucumis melo (muskmelon) is the source of this 1876-nucleotide messenger RNA. RefSeq names its product putative B3 domain-containing protein At5g66980. Lineage: Eukaryota; Viridiplantae; Streptophyta; Magnoliopsida; Cucurbitales; Cucurbitaceae. The transcript is spliced from 4 exons. Bases 836 to 1684 code for a protein of 282 amino acids. Gene Ontology annotation, molecular function: DNA binding. The record is from RefSeq and is a predicted model, not a curated record.